This is a messenger RNA of Ananas comosus (pineapple), 753 nucleotides long. RefSeq names its product vegetative cell wall protein gp1-like. Bases 1 to 753 code for a protein of 250 amino acids. The transcript has 2 exons. NCBI's taxonomy places the organism in Eukaryota, Viridiplantae, Streptophyta, Magnoliopsida, Poales, Bromeliaceae. The record is from RefSeq and is a predicted model, not a curated record.
AUGGAGGAGUCAUAUAAGUUUGAGCGCCACCUUCCUCUGGCCGAGGUCGACCACCGGCGUUUUCCCCCGCCGGCCCCGACCAUCCCCGUGGGCCGCCGGUGCCGCCCCUGCUCCCUGCGGCCACCCUCGGUCAGCCCAGACCAAGCACGGGUGGGCUCGAGGCCAGCGCGCCGCCGCCACUCCAGAUCGGUCGCGCCGUCAUCCCUCAGCCUCCGGCGACCUCCCGCUCGCCGCCCCGUCACUCCAGCCACUGCCGGCCGCCGCGCGGGCUCUCUGCGGCUGCCAGACCAAGUGCGGGUCGAGCCGGGGCUAGCUCUGCCUCCGCGCGCCGCCGCCAUUCCCCGCCGGCCGAGUCGCCCUUCCUCCACCUCCGGCGACGUGCCGCCGUCGCCCCGACCCUCCUCCGGUCGCUGCCGUGGCCGCUGCUACCCUAGGAGCCGAGGUGAACCCGCGCGGGCUCGGGUUGUUCCAGCGCCGCCAUCGCCCCCUUCCGCCGUCGGCCAGCGUGAGCGCCGGCUCCGCCUGGCCGGCCGCACCUGUCCACCGCCGGCUAACCCGCCACCGGAGCUCCCUGUCAACCGUGGUGAGCCCAUGCUCUCCUCGGGUUGUACAACUAGGGCAUCGAUGCCCGCCGUCGUCACCGCCUCCCGUCGCCUGUUGACGCGAGCCCCGGCCUCCUCUGACCUGGAGCACCUUCCCCUCGCCGGCCUGUCCGCCGUCCGGCCACCGCUGGCCACCCCGAGCCCUGCCUAG